UUUCCGCUGCUGUCACAGGUUCUCGCGGCAAACAAAGUCCUGCCUCUGGCAAAUAGGCAACUGAGCUGCAGCCCUGGACUCACGGCCCAAUUGAACAGAGAAGUAAGGCUGGUGUGAGUCGUCCGCACCCUAAAAGCGGGGUUUAAACACAGUAACAUACGAUUUUACUGCUGCACCUUUGCUCCUAUUUACAGCUACUGCAUUGGGCCACGCGCUGACUCCGCGGGUCACAUCCGAACACGCUGCUGCUGCAGGCUCCAAGCCGUCGCAGGCGGUCCGUCCUUUAGUUCUGGCUGUAGACUACCGUUACGUAGCAGCAAUGCGGCCUCAGGACUUGGCUGCUGGGGUUGCGGGCGCUGCCACAGGUGGCGCGGUGGUGGCGGUACUGGGGCCCACGCUUGGACCCGCGGGCGCUGCUAUCGGUGCUGCCGCAGGCGCGCAGGCUGCGGCGACGCUCGCCGCGGUGCUGGACCCGCCUGGCACGCGCCUCGGCCGCCGCGCGGGCUACACGACCACUGAAGCGGACGUGGUGGGUCACACGGAGCCGGUGGUGGAUAAGCCCGAAGGGCAGGCGGAGGCGGGCGAGCAGCCGGUAGGGGGCGCACCGGACCUGAGCGCAGGCCUGGUGGCUGCCGCAGAUGCGGCCAUAGCGGAUGGCAGUGGCGACUCUGUUGGCACAGCGUUGGAGGCACAGGACGUGAGUGGGGCUUGCCAGGAGAUGGCGACUCAGAGCCCACGCUGAACAGCAGGCUUGAUGAAUGUGUACACCUGAUUGAGUUGGGCUCGCUAACGGGAUUGCAAGUGAACGGAGGAGGUGUGGAAGGACGCAUCACCAUACAUGCACCGUAGGUGUGUGUGUUAAAGAGCACAAGGAGAACGUUGCGCAAAGACAGUGUAUGCGAGGUGUGUGCGUGUGCGAGGAUACGGCGGGUCUCAAGCGUGUAAUGCCGUUUUAGUGCAAACGAACGGGAGGAUGCGACAGUAUUGGCUGUAUUGCUGCAUUGCAGCGGACGUGCUGCCUCGUUGGCUGCUGUUGCUGUGUGACUGUGUGACUGUGUGACUGUGUGACUGUGUGACUGUGUGUGUGCGUGUGCCUGUGCCUGUGCCUGUGCCUGUGCCUGUGCCUGUGCCUGUGCCUGUGCCUGUGCCUGUGCCUGUGCCUGUGCCUGUGCCUGUGCCUGUGCCUGUGCCUGUGCCUGUGCCUGUGCCUGUGCCUGUGCCUGUGCCUGUGCCUGUGCCUGUGCCUGUGCCUGUGCCUGUGCCUGUGCCUGUGCCUGUGCCUGUGCCUGUGCCUGUGCCUGUGCCUGUGCCUGUGCCUGUGCCUGAUGUGCCUGUGCCUGAUGUGCCUGUGCCUGUGCCUGUGCCUGAUGUGCCUGUGCCUGUGCCUGUGCCUGAUGUGCCUGUGCCUGUGCCUGUGCCUGUGCCUGUGCCUGUGCCUGAUGUGCCUGUGCCUGAUGUGCCUGUGCCUGUGCCUGUGCCUGUGCCUGUGCCUAUGCGUGUGCGCGUUAGAAACGACAAAACGAAGCCUGCCCAUCAGACGGCGCGUAUCCCGCAUAUAUAUGUGCGCAUGGGUGUGGGGCGCCGUGGGUUGGCGUGUGUGCGUGUGUGUGUGUGUGUGCGUGUGUUUGUGCGUGCGCGUGUGUGUGUGUGUGUGUGUGUGUGUGUGUGUGUGUGUGUGUGUGUGUGUGUGUGUGCCUGCUGGUUUGCCUUCUAGUGCUGCAUGUGGUGGCAAGCGGUACGUACCGGUAUGCUGGAAUGCGGUCCAUGCCAUGCAUGAAUCGUGGCAAGGACAUGCCUCAUGGCUAACAGUCGGAACGGCCAAACAUAUGUCGAGCGAGCGAGCCGGAUGUAAACCUACACGUAAACUGCUCUCGGCUACGGUAGCUCCGGGCUACGGUACCGGUGGUACCGAGCGGUCCUGUGCCUGUAGUAGGUGUAUGGGGGCAUUGGGUUGGGAUCCAGGUGCGGCCGACGCACGCUGCUUGGCGAGGUAUGUGCCGGUAGGCGCGCCAGUGUUCCUGACGCCGUGCCUCAGGGAGACGGUUUGGUAACGACCGUAAAGGUUGCAGUGUAGGGGCUUGGUUGUGCUCGGCCCGUGGCCUGGCUUCGCUGGGGCCGCGGCUGUCGGUGUCUGGUGUACCGGGGUUCAGACGUUCAGUCGGGCCGUGGGGUCGUCGGUGGCACCUGCUGGGCGCUUCGCGUUCCCAGGGCGUGAGUUUGCGCUUGGGUUUUGGGCAGGCAACUGGUUUGGGGUUUGGGCUGUGUCUACCUCGUUUCUACUGACGGACUUGACGGGCCUGUGGCGGUACCAGGGACGGUUUCGUGGCAGGUUCUUUUGGUGGAUGGCCGUUAGGCCGGCAGGAUGCGUGUUAACACACAAAACGAGUCGCCCGGGCUGCGUGUUGUGUGCCUGCCUGGCUGGAGGUAGUUUUGAAACCUUCGGGCUCAGGCGGGGGGAUAGUGGGCGUAGCCAGCUCGUCUAAAGACCUUUCA
Messenger RNA from Chlamydomonas reinhardtii, 2493 nucleotides. RefSeq lists its product as uncharacterized. NCBI's taxonomy places the organism in Eukaryota, Viridiplantae, Chlorophyta, Chlorophyceae, Chlamydomonadales, Chlamydomonadaceae. The transcript has 3 exons. The coding region runs from base 320 to 742 and encodes 140 amino acids. The record is from RefSeq and is a predicted model, not a curated record.